Apodemus sylvaticus (European woodmouse) is the source of this 2167-nucleotide messenger RNA. Its product is annotated as zinc finger protein 69-like. Gene Ontology annotation, molecular function: RNA polymerase II cis-regulatory region sequence-specific DNA binding; DNA-binding transcription factor activity, RNA polymerase II-specific. Lineage: Eukaryota; Metazoa; Chordata; Mammalia; Rodentia; Muridae. The transcript is spliced from 6 exons. The record is from RefSeq and is a predicted model, not a curated record. Gene Ontology annotation, biological process: regulation of transcription by RNA polymerase II. Bases 394 to 1956 code for a protein of 520 amino acids.
ACCGGCUAGAGGGGCGGGGUGAGACAGCCGAGCUCUAACGUCUGAGCUGCCGCCGGCGCCGCACGUCCACGGCUGGGGCAGAAGGCCGGGCUGGGUGCUCGUGCGCGCGGAGCUCCGCUCCGGGUUGCGGCGGGUGAGAAGCCGGUGUCCAGUCCCGACGCCGACGGUGCAUCCCCACGGAAGCCUCGGUGCGCUCUGGGCGCCGCGGUGUGAGCGUGGAAGGCUGGCGGGAACGGAUCCGCGCCUCCCGGGGCUGCUCCGGAGAUCCUCCAGGUCUUAGCAACCCUUCGAGGGUAAAGGAUUAUGGUCUGAGGACGAUACAACCAGGAAGCCUGUCAGGUUCCAACAGUUUCCUCACCAGAAGCUGCCACCCCCAGUCAGGCCGGCGCCAUCAUGCCUCAGCAGCUCCUCAUCACGCUGGCCACUGAGGCCAGCCCCUGGGUGACAUUGGACCAUCCCAGGAAGACCAAGGAGGAGGUGUCCCUGUGGGAAGAUGUGACAAAAAUAUUUGAAGAAGAAGCUCUGCUAUCCCAUGAUGCUGACGGAGCGACCCCUGGCGUCCCUGCAGCAGAAUCCCAGGAACCGUUGACUUUCAAGGACAUAGCUGUGGACUUAUCCCAGGAGGAAUGGGGGCAGCUGGCUCCUGCAUACCGGGAUUUGUACCGGGAGGUGAUGCUGGAGAACUACAGAAACCUGGUGUCAGUGGGAUGUCAACUUCCCAAGCCUACUGUGAUUUCCCAGUUGGAGAAAGGAGAGGGACCGUGGACAGCAGAGAGUCAAGGCCCAGAGGAUCCCAUUUUAGAUGUGAACAAUAAACUAGAAACCAGGGAGUCGACUGCAGAGGACGACAUUUCCAUCAAACUCCAUCAUGGCAUCAUGAGGGGGAGGCUGAUAGAAGAUGAUACAGUUUGUUCUCCAUUGAAAACAGCCUCCAACUACAGUGAUACCUUAGAAAGGUACCGGGAAGCCUGUGGGAAAGGCACGAGACAAGCCAUUUGCACCCACAGAAAGAAACACCAAGAAGCGAACAAAUUGGAAAACCCAGAGAGUUCCAGUGUUAUUUUCGAACAGAAGCACUGUAAAUAUGAACCAGGCAGAAAGAGGAACAGAUACAAAUCCGAUUCAAUUAAUCAUCCAGUGAGCUGCAUGGGAACCAGAAGGUACCCAUGUAACAUAUGUGAAAAAAUGUUCAAACAGCCCAUUCACCUGACCGAGCACAUGAGAAUUCAUACCGGUGAGAAACCGUUCAGGUGCAAGGAGUGUGGGAGGGCUUUCAGUCAGAGCGCAUCUCUGAGUACACACCAGAGAAUCCACACUGGCGAGAAGCCCUUCCAGUGUGAGGAGUGCAGCAAAGCCUUCCGGCACCGCUCGUCCCUAAACCAGCACCGCAGGACCCACACCGGAGAGAGACCCUUCUCCUGUGAUAAAUGUCAGAAAGCUUUCAGCCAGAACAUCAGCUUGGUCCAGCAUUUGAGGACUCAUUCUGGAGAGAAGCCCUUUAGCUGCAGUGAAUGUGGGAAGCCCUUUCGACAGAUUAGACACCUUAGUGAACACGUGAGAAUUCACACCGGGGAGAAGCCCUACAAAUGCACUUCCUGCUGUAAAACGUUCAGUCAUCGAGCGUAUCUCACACAUCACCAGCGAAUCCACACUGGGGAGAGACCCUACAAAUGUAAGGAGUGCGGGAAAGCCUUCAGGCAGAGGAUACACCUUAGCAACCAUAAGACUGUCCACACAGGGGAGAAAGCGUAUGAGUGUGACCGCUGCGGGAAAGCCUACCGGCACGAUUCAUCCUUUAAGAAACACCAGAGACAUCACACCGGAGAAAAGCCUUAUGAAUGUAAUGAGUGUGGGAAGUCCUUCAGCUACAACUCAUCCCUGAGCCGACACCAUAAAAUCCACAGGAGGAGCACUUUCCGAGAUGAUCCAGGACGGGAGAACAAAAGGCAGCUCUAGAUUGGUGAUUCUGAGCUUUGAAAUGUCAGGACUCAGAUAAUCUUGAGAAACUGAUAACGGUGGCAACUUUUGAUGUUGCCAAGAGAGUAAAUAAAUGCUCUGUUGAUGACUACUGUCUGACACUUACAUAAAAUGAUAAAUUAAGCAUUAUGAAAAUUGCACAAUUAUUUUUUCUCAUUUCAUGAUAAAUGAAUACAUUAUUUCUUACGAA